This is a messenger RNA of Syngnathus typhle (broad-nosed pipefish), 1474 nucleotides long. RefSeq names its product CD27 molecule (gene cd27). Gene Ontology annotation, cellular component: CD40 receptor complex; external side of plasma membrane. Bases 19 to 651 code for a protein of 210 amino acids. The transcript has 5 exons. The record is from RefSeq and is a predicted model, not a curated record. Gene Ontology annotation, molecular function: protein binding; antigen binding. Lineage: Eukaryota; Metazoa; Chordata; Actinopteri; Syngnathiformes; Syngnathidae. Gene Ontology annotation, biological process: B cell activation; positive regulation of isotype switching to IgG isotypes; positive regulation of transcription by RNA polymerase II.
GGUGGAGCACUGUCAAUAAUGGUUUCUGUUCACCCCUCCUUAGCUGCUCUUUUUGCUUUGUGCAUUUGGGUUGUCAAAUAUGUCGCUGGAUCAAACUGUCCUGAACCACUGACUGCUUUUAUAAAUGGGAGAUGCUGCAAACAGUGCCCUCCAGGACAAUAUCUGGAGGAUUUCUGCACAGAAACAAGAGAAACGCUCUGUCGCCCAUGUUCUAAUAACUCCUUCUCUGAAAAGUAUAAUGUCUUUAACAAAUGCACUCCAUGUCAGUUGUGCCAAGAAAAUGAAGAGAAAUGUUCUCCAGCCGCAAAGUGUCUUUGUCGCCCUGGUUUCCUGUGUUCCGAUGACAUGUGCUCAGAGUGCGUGAAACCUUCUCGUCAUGUUGGUGAGGAGAUGGAAAAAACAGAAAAGGAUGCAUUUUGUAUGAUCCUUGGCAUCGGAUAUGGUAUUCUGGCUGUAAUUCUUCUGAUGAUCUUGUUUCACACCUGUAUAAACGUUGCAAAGAAAAAUAGAGCAGCUCUAACCCCUGCCGCCACCCCAUGUCACCCACGCUUGUCCAUCAUGGAAGAAAGGGGCCUCCAGCAGCAGCAGCAGCUCUUCAUCCAGGCUGAUUCUAAGAACCAACUCCAGGAAAUUGUCACCAACUUAUCAUAGGGAUGGGUGGAUUUGGAAUUUUAUGGGAGGGCCUUCAAUAUUAGAAAUCUUUAUUCUAGUGACAAAUGUAAUGAAAAUAUUUUUUUAUUUUUUUUACCUCUCUCUCUCUCUCUCUCUCUCUCUCUCUCUCUCUCUCUCUCUCUCUCUCUCUCUCUCUCUCUCUCUCUCUCUCUCUCUCUCACCCCUCGCUUUCGCUCUCUCUCUCUGUUCAUUCACCGGCUGGGGACAUCUGACAGGAAGUGGUUGGAUUUCUAUUGUCUUUUGAGAUACCUAUGUUUUCCAUUCUCCAACCACAAACAUGAUGUCUUCUGUUGUCAUGGUUUCCUGUGGUCAUACGAUGCACGCUUGCAAUGUAUGGAAAAUACGAUGUGCGUUGAAGCUGGCUAGUAGGCGGUGAAGACAGAGAACCGCAAAGUUUUGAGAACAAAACAAAUGUCAAUGGUGUGGGCCAUUUUGGUUUAAUUAAAUAAACACAGGCAAACAGCUGCAAUUACUGUUACACAGAUGACUUUAACUUGAAAUUUACGAAAAAUGUUCAUGUGUAACAAAGUUAUGGCGUGAUGCACAAGGACAUGGUGUGGUACCAGCAUCCUGUCGUAACAUCAAAAAAAUUCAUCCUGCCGUAACAUUCAGUCAGGACUACGAGGAAUUUAAUUUGCUUUGUUUAUUUCAGCAAGUACAUAAUCAACACUUUUUUCAACUUCAUUUCACAUUUGGUUUUUGCAUGACUUGUCGAAAAGGGCAGCGGAAGUUUCAUUUGAAUACAGCAAUGACAAGUUACACCAGAUCUCGACAGUUUGUUUUGAAUACAGCAGUAACAAUU